Puntigrus tetrazona (Sumatra barb) is the source of this 981-nucleotide messenger RNA. RefSeq names its product transcriptional and immune response regulator-like. Gene Ontology annotation, cellular component: cytosol; nucleus. The transcript has a single exon. Gene Ontology annotation, molecular function: Notch binding. NCBI's taxonomy places the organism in Eukaryota, Metazoa, Chordata, Actinopteri, Cypriniformes, Cyprinidae. The coding region runs from base 339 to 641 and encodes 100 amino acids. The record is from RefSeq and is a predicted model, not a curated record. Gene Ontology annotation, biological process: negative regulation of Notch signaling pathway; endothelial cell activation involved in immune response.
UGUCAAGAGGCAAUUUCUUGUAGAAAGUUUGUUAGAAAACAUCUGAACUAAAAUGGACCGAAGGGUGUCAUUGUUUGAGGUCGUUUAUAAUGAGCCCGUUACUCAUUAAUGAAGUUCGCGUCUGCGUCAGAGCGCUGUCCCUCAACGCGUCCCGCUGAACGCGACGCGGGUAAAGUUGGGCGUUCACUUUCCGUCCGCGUGACAUCACCUCGAAAGGGAAUUCUCACGCUCGGCAGGUCCCCUAUAAAACCGGCUCUUAUCUCCAACGCCGGAGUCACCGAGAGCUCAGCCGCCGCCAUCGAACAACGGGAGGUCUGCUCCAGCCCGUUUCCACCGCCAUGUCUUCGUACUCGUCUUCAGACUCUCACCGGGUCAGCCCCGCCGUGAGCGGCGUCAAGUUCGACACGGCGCACCGCAAGAAAGCGUCGCCGAACAUCUUCGAGAACGUCAACCAGGACGUCCUGGUGAAACUCUUCGAGAAAGCAGGAGACCUGAAGGCGGCGGAGAGAGCCAGGAGCAUCCUCGCGCUGCACCAGGACCCCGAGGGCAUCUCCAAGGCGCUCAUGGCUCUUCAGCAGGACAAGAAAGACAAAUUUAUGCUCAUUACCGGACUGACGCGCCAGUCGAUACGGUUCCGAUGAGAGGUUUUCGUUGGGGAGCUGUGCGAGAUGCGUGCACGGAGAAAGAAACCCGGAGCCUGGCGCUCCUCGAGGCUUUGUGCUGAACUUGUGACUUACAGAGCCAUGCUGGCGUGCUGAGAAAAUACAGAGAGGGGAGGCUAAACUGAUCCAGGGCGGGAAAGAUGAGCUUGAAGACACCUGAGCGUCGAUGCUUUUUGACACCAAGAAGAGAACGUUUGAAAUAUGGCCUGAUGGCACGGGUGAAAUUAGCUUGUGAAGAGAUUCAAUAUCAGCAGUGUCGUUUUGCCAUGUUACAGUAUGCUUGGAAAAAAUUUUUAAUAAAAUUGUUUUGAUAAUCCAA